CCCAGCCCAUGUGCAGCCCGUGUGACGAUAAAUUAUAAAAUGUGCGGAUCGGCAAAGGAAAAACCCGGCAUCUUCGGGGAACGUUCUGGAGAAGGUUUGGGAGGUAUGCUCAUGGCUGCCGCUGUCGCUGCCCAUUCUUUCUCCCUCUCCCCUGUGCCUCUCAUGCAAGUUAGUUGGACCACCUCAAAAUCCCCACAAAUUCUUACCUCAGCUCUCCCGCUCCAUCACGACGCAAGUAAGAACUAUUUCCCUGUUCUCAGAAUCCUCUGCCCACCUCAGCAUUCUCGGAAAUUGUUGAGAGCUGCGUUUAAAGUUUCAGCGACCGACCCAAAGACUGAAAAUGAGGAGAACCAAGAGAUGGAGAACAAAUCUAAAAGUUUGGCAAAACAAAAUGAUAAUAUGAAAGCCCUUAUUCAGGCUUAUAAGAAAGCUUUUUUGAAUGGUGAUGAAAAGAUCCUCUCUGAAACCGGGUCAUCAAUCUGCAUCCUUGAGAAGGAGACAAAUGAGCUUUCCUUGAAAUCUACAGAAUUAAUUUCAGAAAUCGCUUUGGUGAAGGAUAAGUUUCUUCGUUUAAAUGCUGAUUUUGAAAAUUUUAGAAAGCGCACAGAAAAGGAUCGGCGAAACUUUACAUCUGAUAAUAGAGCAGAAGUUAUUGAGUGUUUAUUGCCUAUUGUUGACAGUUUCGAGAGAGUGAAGCAACAAAGGAAACCAAAAACUGAAAGAGAAAGGAAGAUAGAUGCAAGUUACCAAGGCAUUUACAGGCAAUUUGUUGAGAUUUUGCGAAGCAUUCGUGUUUCUGUAGUGGAGACUGUUGGGAGGCCGUUUGAUCCCUCUCUCCAUGAAGCCAUUUCUAGAGAGAAAUCUCAGCAAUUCAAGUCUGGCAUUGUCAUGCAAGAAGUACGUCGCGGCUUUCUUCUUGGCAAUCGUGUUCUCAGGCAAGCCUCUGUUAAGGUUUCAACUGGCCCAGGACCAGAAAAAUCCUCUUCUGCUGCAACGAAAUCCAUGGAGCAAACAGGCGAUGCUGCAGAAUAUGUUGAAAAUUCGGCAACAGCUUCUGCUGCUAAUAGCUAAUUCCAUACAGGUAUUCAAUCUGCUUCAAAGGGAUUACCUUUUCAUUUAUGUUCAUUUGUCGGUUCAAAAUAUCAUUUAUGCAUCUUUAUACCACACUUCCAUAUAAUCUAAUGAUGAGAAAUAACACUGAAAUCUGUUCCAAGUGUUUGGGGCUACAUGGCGACACUAAGUGUAAGUUUAAAAGCUUAGUGUUAUUUGCUCUGUUUUUUUUU
Messenger RNA from Phalaenopsis equestris, 1283 nucleotides. RefSeq names its product protein GrpE-like. The transcript is spliced from 3 exons. Lineage: Eukaryota; Viridiplantae; Streptophyta; Magnoliopsida; Asparagales; Orchidaceae. Gene Ontology annotation, cellular component: chloroplast. Gene Ontology annotation, molecular function: protein-folding chaperone binding; protein homodimerization activity; adenyl-nucleotide exchange factor activity. The record is from RefSeq and is a predicted model, not a curated record. Bases 40 to 1071 code for a protein of 343 amino acids. Gene Ontology annotation, biological process: protein folding.